Messenger RNA from Talaromyces amestolkiae, 915 nucleotides. RefSeq lists its product as uncharacterized. The record is from RefSeq and is a predicted model, not a curated record. The coding region runs from base 1 to 915 and encodes 304 amino acids. The transcript has 3 exons. Lineage: Eukaryota; Fungi; Ascomycota; Eurotiomycetes; Eurotiales; Trichocomaceae.
AUGUCAAAAGUUAUUACAGUAUUCGGCGCAACUGGCAAUCAAGGUGGCUCUGUCAUCCAGGCCAUACUCGCCGACCCCAAUCUCAGCAAAGAAUACAAAGUCCGCGGAAUUACCCGCGAUGUCUUCAAAGAGUCUGCAAAGAGACUUGCCUCACAGGGUGUCGAAAUGAUUGCCGCGGACUUAUCAUCACCUCCUCAACUCCUCAACGCCAUUCAAGGCUCCCACACAGUUUUUCUAGUAACAAAUUUCUGGGAAACCACCAACAAAGAGAUUGAAAUUCGCCAAGGCAAAGCCGUCACUGAUAUCUGCAAGGAGACCGGGGUCCAGCAUCUCAUCUUCUCAUCUCUUCAGGGUUUCACUGAGUUGACGGGUGGACGACUCUCAAACGUUGCUUAUUUCGAUAGCAAGGCCGAAAUUGAGAAAUAUAUACGCAACAGUGGUAUGCCGGCGACGUUUGUGUUGGCUGGUUUUUUCAUGACAAACUUUUCGGAAUCGUUGAAGAAACGCGGGGAUGUGUUGACGCUUGAAUGGCCUGUUGAUCCGGACAAGGCGAAAGUGCCGCUUUUGGAUGUUAAUGAGGAUACUGGUAAAUUCGUCAAAGCAGUUAUCAAGAAAUUCCCAAGCACGGUUGGGAAACGAGUCCUCAUGGCUGAGGCUUAUUAUACUCCCAAGCAAAUCGUCGCGGAAAUUGCAGAGACACUCGGAAUCAAAACGGCGGCUGUGAAAAUUCCCCAGGACUCAUUUACGUCGUUUCUCGCUCCGGAACUCACGCAGGGAACGAUUGAGAAUUUGUUGGUGAUGGAGGCAGAAGGUUACUAUGGUGGUGAGAGUUUGGAGCCUUCGCUUGCCAUCCUUGAAGAAAAGCCUGUUUCUUGGAAGGAAUUUGUUCAAAAGAAUGCAUCUUCAUUUUUCUAA